Hordeum vulgare subsp. vulgare (domesticated barley) is the source of this 1270-nucleotide messenger RNA. RefSeq lists its product as uncharacterized. The transcript is spliced from 4 exons. Bases 1 to 1038 code for a protein of 345 amino acids. NCBI's taxonomy places the organism in Eukaryota, Viridiplantae, Streptophyta, Magnoliopsida, Poales, Poaceae. The record is from RefSeq and is a predicted model, not a curated record.
AUGGCUAGAGAGGCCGAUGUCACUGUUUCACAACUCCUAGGCAACGAGAACAUUCCCGCCACGGUGGAAGGGGAUAACCAACUAGUAUGGAUAUUUCAACCCAAGAAACCUCUCGUCAGGCCUAAGCUUGUCAAGCAGCUAUCAACGCAAAUGUACAGAUUACAUAGCUGGUACAUGAGGGAAGCAGAACUCGGGCUUACGGGCCUCAUGGCAGGGUUUGGAUCCGGUUCAUCAAGAAUGCUCGCGGUGAAUGAAAACCAAAGCUGCGAUGGACAACGUCGAGGGAACCGGGGAAUAAUCUAUGUGCAUACUAUGUUUGCGAGAACAUUCGUGAACAAACUGAACGGGUCAAAAAUCCAGGAACUCGUGAGUUUUAUAAAAACAUCCCUCUGUUUCUUCGUAAUCAACCCGCGGUCCUUCAUUAAGUGGAAAAAACGUUUCGUUUUUUCAAAUAAACCCCUGCAUUGGGGUGGGCCAAGGCAGCAGCCAGCCACCGACUCCUCCCGAGCCCGUGAUCUGCUCACUACGCCGCCGCCCCGCUCUUCCCGCCGGUCGCCGCCUCGCUCCUCCCAACGAUCGCCGGCCUCGAUCCACGCCGGAUCCCGCCGCCGGCGAGCUGCCGAAGCCUUCGCCCCCAGCCGUGCCUCCUGUGGAGCUCCGCCCAGAUCCGGAGCGCAGGCGGAGCAUCUGGCGAUUGAGGAGAUCCUCACCGACGGGGGUCACCGGCGUCGAGGUGGGUCUCUCCCGACCAUGUCUGUGACCACCCUCUCCUUCACCAUCCACAAAAAAACGAGUCAAGCGACCGCCUCCCACCCGCAUCUAGAUCCGCCGCCAGCCUGCAUCCUUCACUGCAUCAUCCUCCCCGCAUCCGGCCUGCGUACUCUCCGCCGCACCGGGGCCCAGGCCGACGUGGUCCGCUCCGGGCCCUAUACCUUCCGCUCGCAACCCCACCCCUUGGAUAGGGUUUCGGAGGAGCUGCUCGCCACGGAGGAGAUCCUCACAAGCGGUGGUCGGGCUUGCACACGCGCAGCGAAGUGAGGCCGGGGUUGGGCGAUGGCUCUCCCGACACAAACCGGAUCGAGGUAAGGCAUGGCGUCUCGGGCACGUCGCCGCAUCCUUCCCAGCCCAGACGCACCACCCCAUCCAGCCGCCGCAUCACCGCGCCCGCCGCCCAAACUGGUCUCGACCGUCGCCGGGAUUCCACGGUUGCCACAACACUCGCUGGUGAUGUGCAUCGUUCCCGCAAGACCCCCCUCCUCCCGCGAGCUCC